Chlorocebus sabaeus (green monkey) is the source of this 3219-nucleotide messenger RNA. The record is from RefSeq and is a predicted model, not a curated record. Lineage: Eukaryota; Metazoa; Chordata; Mammalia; Primates; Cercopithecidae.
AUGGCUGAAGAGCAGCUCCUGAAUGUUCGCGUGGUGGAGGGCCGCGCGCCACCCGCCAAGGACGUGUGGAGUACCUCUCGGGCGCUUCUGCACCCUGGCCCCAGCCUCGUGGGCCUUUCCCGUGGGCUGAACUGCUUGAAGAGCUGUGCCACGCUGGGAGCCCCACUUCAGCCAGAUGUGAUGGGACUGGGGGACCCACACUCCCUCUUCACUACCAAGUCCCAAGAUAUGCUUCCCCCCGGGCUGAGUCAGCUGCUGAAUCAGCAGAAUGAGUCUGAUAAGGCCCUCAUGCGGGCCAGAGCCCUGCAGCUGACUAGUGCUGAGCUCGGGCUCCCAGAGGGCCUGGAGGUCAGGCUGGUUCUGCAGGACGGGGCGUUCUACAGCGACCCCUACUGCCUAGUGAAAGUGGAUUUACGAGGUGGUGGCCAGGACAGCGACUGUCUGGAGGGAGCCUGGGCCCUCUCUGGGGAGGAGACACUGUGCACCUUGCCUCUGGAUUUCCACCAGCUGGCCUUCAUGCUGGACGAGACACCGCCGGGUGUGUGGCUGGGGAAACUGGAAUGUGUGGGUUGGGGACCCAAGCCUGGGCACCUGAGGGGAGAGGGGAUGCACUACGACAUCAUCGGCAAGAUCUCGCUGGAGCAGGAGAGCAUUACAGCUGACCCCAGAGGGAUUGACAGCUGGAUUAACUUGAGCCGAGUGGACCCAGAUGCAGAAGUGCAGGGUGAGAUCUGCCUGUCAGUGCAGAUGCUGGAGGAUGGGCGGGGCCGCUGCCUUCGAUGCCAUGUGCUUCAGGCCAGGGACCUGGCUCCCAGAGAUAUCUCUGGCACAUCUGACCCAUUUGCACGUGUGUUUUGGGGCAGCCAGAGCUUGGAGACCUCAACCAUCAAGAAGACUCGCUUCCCACACUGGGAUGAAGUGCUGGAGCUGCGGGAGAUGCCAGGUGCCCCGUCCCCACUGCGGGUGGAGCUCUGGGACUGGGACAUGGUGGGCAAGAAUGACUUCUUGGGCAUGGUGGAGUUCUCUCCGAAGACCCUCCAACAGAAGCCACCCAACGGCUGGUUCCGCCUCCUGCCCUUUCCCAGAGCCGAGGAGGAUUCUGGGAGAAACCUGGGCGCCCUGCGAGUGAAGGUACGCCUGAUCGAGGACCGCGUCCUGCCCUCCCAGUGCUACCAGCCUCUCGUGGAGCUGCUCAUGGAGUCUGUGCUGGGGCCAGCAGAGGAGGACACUGCUAGCCCCCUGGCCUUGCUGGAAGAGCUGACCUUGGGGGACUGCCGCCAGGACCUUGCCACCAAGCUGGUGAAACUCUUUCUUGGCCGGGGACUGGCUGGACCCUUUCUGGACUAUCUUACCCGGCGUGAGGUGGCUCGGACCAUGGACCCCAACACCCUCUUCCGUUCUAACUCCCUGGCAUCCAAGUCGAUGGAACAGUUUAUGAAGCUCGUGGGCAUGCCCUACCUGCACGAGGUCCUGAAGCCCAUGAUUAGCCGCGUCUUUGAGGAGAAGAAGUACAUGGAGCUGGAUCCCUGCAAGAUGGACCUGGGCCGCACCCGGAGGAUCUCCUUCAAAGGUGCGCCCUCGGAGGAGCAGAUGCGGGAGACCAGCCUGGGGCUGCUGACGGGCUACCUGGGGCCCAUCGUGGACGCCAUCGUGGGCUCCGUGGGGCGCUGCCCGCCCGCCAUGCGCCUCGCCUUCAAGCAGCUGCACCGGCGAGUGAAGGAACGCUUCCCCGAGCCAGAGCACCAGCAGGAUGUGAAGUACCUGGCCAUCAGCGGAUUUCUCUUCUUGCGAUUCUUCGCGCCCGCCAUCCUUACCCCAAAGUUGUUUGACUUGCGGGACCAACACGCGGAUCCCCAGACCAGCCGCUCACUGCUGUUGCUUGCCAAGGCUGUGCAGAGCAUCGGAAACCUGGGCCAGCAGCUGGGCCAGGGCAAGGAACUGUGGAUGGCCCCCCUGCACCCCUUCCUGCUACAGAGCGUCUCACGUGUGAGAGACUUCCUGGACCGGCUGGUGGAUGUGGAUGGGGAUGAAGAAGCUGGUGUCCCAGCCCGGGCCCUUUUCCCGCCCUCGGCCAUUGUUCGAGAAGGCUAUCUGCUGAAGCGCAAGGAGGAGCCUGCCGGCCUGGCCACGCGCUUUGCCUUCAAGAAGCGCUAUGUCUGGCUCAGCGGGGAGACCCUCUCCUUCUCCAAGAGUCCUGAGUGGCAGACGCGCCACUCCAUCCCCGUGUCGCACAUCCGCGCCGUGGAGCGCGUAGACGAGGGCGCCUUCCAACUGCCCCACGUGAUGCAGGUGGUGACGCAGGACGGCGCGGGGGCGCUGCACACCACCUACCUCCAGUGCAAGAAUGUGAACGAGCUCAACCAGUGGCUCUCGGCCUUGCGCAAGGCCAGCGCCCCCAACCCGGACAAACUGGCCGCCUGCCACCCCGGUGCCUUCCGCAGCGCGCGCUGGACCUGCUGCCUCCAGGCUGAGCGCUCAGCUGCCGGCUGCAGCCGUACACACUCAGCUGUCACCCUGGGGGACUGGAGUGACCCAUUGGAUCCCGAUGCUGAGGCCCAGACGGUGUAUCGGCAGCUGCUCCUGGGGCGGGACCAGCUCAGGCUGAAAUUACUGGAGGAUUCUAAUAUGGAUACAGCUCUGGAGGCAGACACAGGGGCCUGUCCUGAGGUCCUGGCCCGGCAAAGAGCAGCAGCUGCCUGCCUGCUGGAGGUGCUCGCAGACCUGGAUCGUGCCCAUGAGGAGUUCCAGCAGCAAGAGCGAGGGAAGGCGGCCCUGGGCCCACUUGGCCCCUGAGGAAAUGCCACAGCUAGCCCGGAAGGAGGAGCAAGGAGGUGGGGGGCCCUCUCCUCAGCGCAUCCUGCCCCAGGAAUCUCCUGUCUCCUUGUACCUCUUUGAUUCUGUGGUUUGGAGGCUCCCAGAGACGUACCUCGUCCUGUGUGCCUUGAGUCCAGAACUCAGGGCAUGGAAGCCCUUUGGCAGGGGCUAGCCUUGCACUGAGCGAAUCUUGCUCUCUGGGUUGAUUCAGACUGGAGUGGAUAGGAUAAGGAAUCUGACUUAUUUGACUGAGACCGGGGUCUCUGCUUCACCAAACUGGCCUCUAUCCAUACCAAGGAGGCCAGCCUGGCUCUGAGCUGCUGGAUACAGCUGGACCUGAAUUCCUGAAGCCCAUGUGAUGUUGUUGCCCCAGAUAGGCACUAAAUGGGCUCACUCCUUCCUGUU